Homo sapiens (human) is the source of this 3561-nucleotide messenger RNA. RefSeq names its product MAK16 homolog (gene MAK16). The record is from RefSeq and is marked validated. Gene Ontology annotation, cellular component: nucleolus. The transcript has 10 exons. NCBI's taxonomy places the organism in Eukaryota, Metazoa, Chordata, Mammalia, Primates, Hominidae. Bases 26 to 928 code for a protein of 300 amino acids.
AGUUGCACGCUGAGCCGCGGACACCAUGCAGUCGGAUGAUGUUAUCUGGGAUACACUAGGAAACAAGCAAUUUUGUUCCUUCAAAAUAAGAACCAAGACUCAGAGCUUCUGCCGAAAUGAAUAUAGCCUGACUGGACUGUGUAAUCGGUCAUCCUGUCCCCUGGCAAAUAGUCAGUAUGCCACUAUUAAAGAAGAGAAAGGACAGUGCUACUUGUAUAUGAAGGUUAUAGAACGAGCGGCUUUUCCUCGGCGUCUCUGGGAACGGGUCCGGCUUAGUAAAAACUAUGAGAAAGCACUGGAGCAAAUAGAUGAAAAUCUGAUUUACUGGCCCCGUUUCAUUCGACACAAAUGUAAGCAGAGAUUCACCAAGAUCACCCAAUACCUAAUUCGAAUUAGAAAACUUACACUAAAGCGACAGAGGAAACUUGUUCCUUUGAGUAAGAAGGUGGAGCGUAGGGAGAAAAGAAGAGAGGAAAAGGCAUUAAUAGCUGCUCAGCUGGACAAUGCCAUUGAGAAGGAAUUACUGGAGAGACUGAAACAAGAUACGUAUGGCGACAUCUACAACUUCCCCAUUCAUGCCUUCGACAAAGCCCUGGAACAACAGGAGGCAGAGAGUGACUCUUCAGAUACUGAGGAAAAAGAUGAUGAUGAUGAUGAUGAGGAAGAUGUGGGGAAAAGAGAAUUUGUCGAAGAUGGUGAGGUAGAUGAGAGUGACAUAAGUGAUUUUGAGGAUAUGGAUAAACUGGAUGCCAGCAGUGAUGAAGAUCAGGAUGGUAAAUCCUCCAGUGAGGAGGAGGAAGAAAAGGCCCUUAGUGCGAAACACAAAGGCAAAAUGCCCUUGAGAGGACCACUGCAGAGAAAACGAGCCUAUGUGGAAAUAGAAUACGAGCAGGAGACAGAGCCCGUGGCCAAAGCCAAAACCACGUGAUUUCCCUUUCAGCAUUUAUACCCAGGACUGAACAUGCAGAACUGUUUUUUUUUUUUUUUUAUCUUAAACACAUACACACCUCCAGUUUUUGCUCUUUUGUGUUGUACUGAACACAAUAUUUGUGUUUUUAUUAUUUAUGCCACGUCAGUGGGGCAAGAAAUCUGGAGUGAGUGAAGAAAGCUAAGUUGUGAACAAGAGUGUUUUUAUAGCAUAUGUGUUGAAGUAACAGCUUGUGCCCGAGAAACUUAACAGAUGAGUUCUUGAAUCUGGGAUGAGAUGACGGAUGUAAAUAUUUCUAAAUUUUAAAUGCUACAUUACUUGGUGUCCUUUUUUCUCCCAAACUUUAUUUAGAAAUGGAAGGAGUUCAAUUUUUUCUUGUUCUACUUUCCCUAUUCUUAUGGAGGUAAAAGGAAAGGAAGGAAGGAAAAAGCAGCUUUCACUUACAAAGUUUCGUGUAAAAAUAUCUUUUUUUCUUAAAUAACUCCAUUCAUACAAAUUGGGAUGGGAAGAAAAUCCUUUCCUCUUGGGAAAGUAAUACAAGUCUUAAGUUCCAUUGUAGGGUGCGCCUUCAGAAACCUGCUGCACUUUUCUGAUAUAGUUCACCACUUUUCUGUCUUCACAGCUUUGGGGAAUUUUGGCCAGGAGACCCUGAAACAUGAAACCAAACAGGCUUUGAUAUUUUUUUUUUUUUAAUUACUUUCCCCUUUUGCUUGAUUCUUCUUCCUUGGUAUCAUAUUCAAAGGAGGAAAGAAUGGAUGACACUUAGGGACAGGUCACUAAGCAGAAUAGGUAUUAGUUGGUUUUUUAUUAUUUUUAAAUUUAUAUAGCUCUCAUGUAUUGAAGGUGCUACUUUAAAAACUGUGUUAAUGUACUUGCAAAUCUCCUGCUGGCUCAUGAAACAGCAGAAUUCCAGCCAAGGCAAAUUCAGUUGGAUCUAGGGCUUGAAAACUGCCCAAGAUUAAAGAGCUAAGAUGAAAUAGUUUGAAUAAACUGGUAAAAUAACAAUUCAUACUAUCUCUACAUAUUUUUAGGAUAUGAAUUUUUUUUUCCUGCUGGGUAGAUUGUCCAGUGACUUAUGGCAUGAAUUUCUUUUCAUGCUACCUUCAAUCUUCAACUAAAGAUUUCUAAAAGGGGUAAGAAAUGAGGCAGUAGUUUAUUAAAUACAUAGAAGUACACAGCUAUUAUAUGCUGUGGCUUUGAGAAGUUAACUUUUGUGGAAUAUGAAACCAAAGGAAGAAUUUCCAUGUAGAUAAAUUAAGAAUAGGGAAAAACAUCUACCUAAAAGAUGGUUGUCCCUAAAAAACUGGAAACAUCUGAAAUGCUCUAUUUAUGUUAUUAUUCCUGGGAGCUUAUAGCCCAUUAUUUUUACUUUUUUUUUUUAAUUCAGAAGACUAGAACAGAACUUAAAUUUUACAAACUUUUGAUCAUAAUGCUUUUGCCCAUACUGUCUCGUCCUUAGCCCCAGUGACAUGUGCUGAUCCUCCUGCCUUUAGUUCUAAAUGGUUCUGAAUAGCUUUAAAAGAUGAAUAAGAAAAAAGAUCAAGCUCUUUUGAGGCUAGAGGGCUCAUAUGGAGAUCUAAAACCCUCCAUGUUCAUUUCCAGACUUGGUCAGGCACAUACAUAGUAAAUUAUAAUCAAUCAUGGGAAUUACAUAAGGAUAAUGAGGCCCAACUGAAACCAAGUUUCAGUCUGCCUUACCUUUACCCGUCCUUGAGAACAGCGGUCCAGGAGAAUCAGGCAGUCUGUGGCCUCCUGUAGCAGGGCGCUCUUAACAGACUCAGGUGUAAGGUUUGGAUCCCUUGCUACAUCACAAAUCAGUUUCAAGAGGGCCUUCAGUAAGACCACAAGUCUGCAGGAAACUCUGGAAUCAGGAAGAAAAGCUAUGUUCAUACUCUAAAUCUGGAUAUUAAAAUUGGAAGAGACUUCAAAGACUGUCAAGUGGAAAGCUAUCAUUUCCUAAAUUAAGGAACUUAGGUCAAAGUUAAAUGAAAAAGACCUAAAAACAGAACCAAAGACAGCCUCUAGAUUUCUUACCCUCAAGUCUCCUGUUAGCAUACUGCCUAUACACACAGACACACCCUCUGCCACACUGCUCUCUUCCUUCCAGAAGCUUGGUUCUACUGUAAGCAACAGCUCCUUCAUGGGCUGAGAAGGGGAAACCAGGAUCUCCCCAACCAAGGGCCUAUACUUUUAUUUUUCAACUCUAUUAACUGAACUAUGCUUGGAGAGAGCCCUGAAUCCUUUAACUUUAAUGCCAUCUUAGGCCUGGAAGUUAGAGUGAGGGAAAUGAGCUUGGCUUCUGGGACUGUGUCAAGUUGAAUUUUCUGUCAUUUAAUUUCAGAUCCUAGCUCAUCAUCAGUGAAGUCCAGCCUACUUACUUGUAACUAUUAACCUUUCUAAAAGUUUUCAUCGCCUUGGUAAAGCUCCAGAAAUGGACAAUGCUAGUGACUGCACAAUAUUGUGACUGUACUUAAUGCCACUGAACUGUACACUUUAAAAUGGAAAAUUUAUAUGUAUUUUUACCACAAUAAACAAAAAACCCUAAAAAAACUUUAAUGAAAGGUGGAAAAUAAUUUAACUUACAAUGUGAAAAUACAAUGUGAAAUGUACAAUAAAUCAUAUUUAUGGACAGA